This is a messenger RNA of Misgurnus anguillicaudatus (oriental weatherfish), 3042 nucleotides long. Lineage: Eukaryota; Metazoa; Chordata; Actinopteri; Cypriniformes; Cobitidae. The record is from RefSeq and is a predicted model, not a curated record.
GCCUCUGCUGCAGAGUCAAACUGCGCAGCUGCAGAGCCACAGCUCAAGGCUGGCUUGCGCCACAAUCGCGAUCAAAAUGGCAAUGGAUAAUUUCAUAUUUGCCCAAUGCAUCCUUUAUUUUUUAGCCUUUGUAUUUGGCUUUAUAGCGGUAGUACCUCUCUCGGAAAACACUGAUGAUUUUCGGGGGAAAUGUUUGCUGUUUACGCGAGGUAUGUGGCAGAACGAGAACAUCACGGUGUCGAAGCAGCGCUUUAUCAUUGAGGAAUGGGGACCACAGUCAUCCUGCAGUUUUAUCACUGCUGUCGGCAUCGCGUCACUAAUCCUGUCCGCUGUCCAAGCCUGGAGACUGCUGUUCUUUAUCUGUAAAGGCCACGAUGACUCAAUCUUCAAUUCCUUCCUGAACCUGCUUAUCAGCACCCUCAUAGUGUUUGCAGUGUUCCUUUCCAGCACAAUAGUCAGUGUGGGCUUCAAUCUAUGGUGUGAUGCCAUCACAGAAGGAGGCAGUAUGCCCAGCAGCUGUGAGGAUCUGCAGGACACUGAUCUUGAACUAGGGUUGGACAACUCUGCUUUUUAUGACCAGUUUGCUAUAGCACAGUUUGGGUUGUGGGCAGCCUGGCUGACUUGGCUCAGUAUCACCGUCAUGGCAUUUCUGAAGGUCUACCAUAACUACCGUCAAGAAGAUCUUGUUGACAGCUUGAUCCAUGAGAAAGAGUUUUUACUCGGACGUUCCUCACGACGCUGCUCUGAUGUGGUAGACAGGAAAAGUGGCAUGAUAUAAAAGACAAAACAUUGAUUAUGCUAUUGAUAAUCUUGUAGUGUUACAGUCUGCUGCUUCUAGACAAAUGAAGUGUUUCAUAGACAUAAAAAUCUAAUUCACACAUCAGAUGAGCUCAACUCAAACCUGCUUCUAAAUACAUUUUUGAAAUAUCCUUUGUGACACACAAUCAAAGUCAAUUUUACUGUCAUUUAUUACCAGACAUGUCUAACUAAAUGACUCUAAUGUGUUUUUAAACACAUCUAGAAAAGAGGAACAAGCUUCCAAUCAGUUUUCUUUUCCAUUAAUAAUACAUUAGCUGAAGAGUUAGAUUGUAGAGCUCAGGUAUACCACAGAUACUAGUUUAAACCAUUUCAGUUACAGUUUAACUAUAUUGACAUUCUGUAUGUGAUCCAUCUUUCUUUGCAUUUCCUUUCUGUCAAUGGGUUAAAUCUGUAAAAACAUUCCGUAGAAAUACAGUGUUACUUUCAGCUGGUUGCCAGUAACUUACUGUAAAUUUAAAUGUAUGUUAUUUACUGGCAACAUUAGGGGCCCUAUUUUAACGAUCUAAGCCCAUUGUCUAAAGCGCACAGCGCAAAGUCUGAAAAACUAAGCGGAGGAAGAAGAUCCCCAGUUUAAGAAUGAUGUUAAAUUACUGUAUUAUUUUUCACUUGUAUUGAAAUUUUUUUUUUUAUUAAAACCUUUAAAACCGUUUUCUUUUAGUCAUGGAAGUAAAAAACAGGCUUUUAAUUGCUUUAAAUCCAAUAUCAUCAAAAAGUAAUUUACAAGUAUGUAAGAAAAGGUUUGUACUCCAAAAAAUACUUUAUUUGUAGAUAAAGAAUUUACAAACGGCUCUCCGCACGUUUCAGCACUUGGACAGCGUCAUGAGUUUUUUUUAAGCAUUACUUAAAAAUGUUUUUCAUCUCACCAUAUCCACAGGUACAGAGUCAUCAUAAACAAUAAAUCCGUGAGGUAGCAUUUAAAAAAAAUACAUUUAAAAACAGAUGCAUUUGUUUAAAGCAAAGCAUUUAUUUACUUACCAGGCUACAAGUGAAACAGCUCUUUGCGCCUUCUAACGUCUCAUAAUUAGUCCUCAUUUAUGUCCAAGAGACUCAAUAAUAAUCUUUUACAUUCAAUCAUUUAAUCUUUCAUAUUUAAAAGCGUUUUUGUGCUGCUGCGCAUUCAUGUGUGUGAUAAGCAAACCCGCGUUUUCGUCCCGUUUAUAGGCGCAUAUUACAAAUGCGGUCUUUAAAAAACAAAAAACAUAUUGCGCCAUUGACUUUAGACCAGGUUUUUGUUGGUCAAUGGCAUCUAUUUUAGUUGCCUCAAAAUAGCAACGUGCCAACAAUGCGCCUAAACACACCUCGUUUUCAGACCAAAACGCCCAUAGGCGCAAAAGGGAUUUGCAAAUGCAUUUGCUAUUUAAACAACGUGGCGCUAAACGUGAAAAUGAUAAUUGCGCAGGGUUGAAACUAGCAAAAGACACUUGUGUCGCGCAUUGCACCGGGUGUAUGAUAGAGCCCUUAAUAUUUAUUUAACUUUGAACAAACUCUUGCCAGUAAAUAACAUAAAUUUAAAUCUACAGUAAGUUACUGGCAACCAGCUGCAAGUAACACUGAAAUUUCUAUGGGAUUUUUUUAACAGUUCCAUUUGAUGUUUCUAUGUAUAAAAUAUAACCAUGUAUAUGACUGUGAUAGUAUUUUCCUAAAGGAGCUGCUAUUUUAAGCCAUGCUUGCAUGUACAUUUGUGUUAUAUUAAACUUAAAUGAAAGUUAAUUUCAGUGACAUAAAGCUAUCUUCAUUAUGACAUCAAACUUCAAUGAAACAGUAUUCUGUAGAAUGUGCUGUAUUGUAUACGGACAGUGAUCAAAUAUACCAUAGUACUGAAAUCCACCAUAGCAUUAAUGAGGUACUGUGGUUACUACCAUGAUACGUGUAUAGAAAGCCAUCAAAUGUACCAUGGUAUAUUUUUAUAAGCGGUGUGAGACUUAAAGGAGUUUUUAAUGAUCGAAUUUGGUUAAUUUAUGUUGGGUUUACUUGCUUUUAUGGAUUGAAAGACCUCAUGAACCUUAAAGGUGAUUCUAUUUAAAACAACUGUUGUGCAUGCUGCAAUAAAGUUUGAUGUAUUGUAUGCCUUUUUGGUGUACGCAUCUUCUGUUAUGUAAAUGCUAAUGAAACAUAUAUAGUCUGUAUAUGAGUUUUAUAAGUUAAUAUGAGCACAAGUUAUGAGAAUAAUCUCUGUAACACUCAAUCCCAUGUGUUUCUCACAAUAAAACAUUGUAUAUACAG